AUGCCUGCUAAAGACAAGAAGGAAAAGAAGAAAGAAACUUCAUCUUCUUCGACUGUUAAAAAGAAGUCAACAUCGUCUUCUUCCGAGCCAGCAAAAAAGAAGAAAAAGACAACAGAUAAAGAUCCAACUUUUGUGGCGAUCGCAAAACAAUUCAACAAGGCUCAAAAAUCACAUGCUUCACAUGAUAAAUGUAUAGAAGUUCUGGCGAAAUUACAUGAAGAAAACUAUUCGGCAUUUCUCCAAAAGUUUUUUGAAGUAUUACAUCCUGUAUUAUUAGUUUCUAAAAACGAGAAGCCUGUUGAACUGAUAAUUAAAUUUAUCGGAAAGUUUUGUGAAUAUACUAACAAGAAACUUCGUGAUUCAACAGAAAAUUUUGAUGUUGAUCUCAUGUACAGUUUAUUGGGUUACGCCAAUGCAACAGAUAAAACUAUUAGAAUGAGAACUGCCCAAAUAAUUGCCGAAAUUAUGGACAAGAUCACACCAGAGGAUGAUGUUGAUGUUGACUUUAUUAAUGAACUCAAGGAAAAAUAUGUGGGUAGAUUACGUGAUAAGGUUCCUGGCAUUAGACUUUUGGCAAUACUUGUAUUAUACAAGUUUCAAGAACCAAUUACGGAGCCUGAAAUAACAAAUGAGUUUAUCAGAUUGAUGAAAACAGACACUAACAAAGAUGUAAGAAAGGAGGCUGUAAAAAGAAUCUAUCUUUUGAAACAAACUCUUUCUUCAGUUUUAGAAAAAAUUAAGGAUGUAAAAGAGGAUGUUAGAGCUGCUGCGUAUGAGAAGAUUUUCUCUGCAGUCAAGAUUAAGAACUUUAGUAUUCAACAAAGAGAAAGUAUUAUUUCUUUUGGUUUGAAGGAAAGAAAUACUUCUGUAAGAGAACAAGUUGAAAAGUUUUUAAUUGAGAAAUGGUUUCAAGAAAAUGACAACAAUAUUGAAAAGUUUUUAAAUUUACUCGAUGUUACGGAAUAUGAGGAGACUUGUGAAAAGAUAAUCAAACUUAUAUUAACAAAAAAAGACAAAUCAGACAAAUUGGUUUUAAAUGGAGACCAUGUAGACAGUACAAAGUUAACACCUGAGAUGGCUUUAUUUUGGAGAUGUAAAUGUGAAUAUUUAAUUAAUCAAAAACAAUCCAUUGAAGAGAUCUUACCAAGCUCAAUAACUGAUUUUGUGCAUCUGAUUAUUAAUUAUAUUAAGAGUAGUGAGGAUUUCAUUGUGAAACAAUUGUUAAUGCUUUCUAAAUAUCUAGAUUAUAGUGAUGAGGUUGGACGAACCAACAUUCAUUCACUUUUGAGCGAGCUUUUAUCUGUAUUCCAAGCACCUGAGACUCAUGUAAAGGAAAUCAUUGAAGCACUCAAGAGUAUUCUCCCUAAUCAAGAAGAUUUCCAAACAACUGUACUUACAAAGAUUGACUUGGUUAGAACUGUUGCUUCUGGUAUUUCGUCUGAACAAAGCAGAGAGGAGAGGCAAAGAAGAGAAAUUGAAAAGAAGGAAAAAAUUCGAUCCCUAGAGGAAAGAAAACAAGAAAUUUUCUCAAAAAUAACAAUAUUGACUAAAGAAAAGGAUCAACUUGCUAAAAAAGAGGAAUACUUGGAGGCAAAAAAGAAAAGAGAUGAAAUACAAGAACUUAAAUCUGAACAAGAAAAAUUACAAGAUGAAUUAUGUAUUCUAAAAGAAGAAGACCUUCCUAAUGAUAUUGAAGAGAUAUGUAUGUGGCUUAGAGCUCUUCAUAUAACCUCUCAGUUCAUACUGCAAUCUGACUAUCCAAUUGAUAUAUCCCAAUUUAUUUAUUUGCUUGACGAUCUUGUGUUACAAACCCUUUCUCAUACAUAUCCAUAUCUACGAAUGAUGUCCAUAACAGUAUUGGGACAAUUCUGUGCAUUAGGAAUUGAUAUUGCAAAAGAACAUAUAGACAAAUUAUUUAACAUGCUUUCAGUUGAAACUGAUACCUCAUGCAUCAAUGCUAUUUUAGAGGCCAUUUUUGAUAUACUUCUCAUUCACUCAGCACCAAAAAUUUUCAGCAAAACAGAGAUGAAAGGAAAGAUGGAUAAGGUAAAGAAUAUUUUCUCGAAUGUCGAAAGACAAAUUAGAGCUACUACUGUGGAAGGCUUUGCCAAACUUCUUCUUUCUAGUAAGUUAGACGAAGAGUACUCAAAGGAAGUUCUAUCUGAUAUGAUUCUCCUCCUAUUCAGUAAUGUAACAUCAAAAGAUAAUAGAUUAAGACAAUGUCUUACUGUUUUCCUCCCUGCCUAUUCCUAUAGCCUUGCCAAGAAUAUGAAAUUGGUCGGAUCAAUAGUUAUGGAUUCCUUGAGAAGAGUUGUUCACUCUAAGAAGAAUUCAUAUCUAAGCCAGGUUAAUGUUGCCCAGCUGUUAUCUUAUCUUGCUGAACUCACUAACCCAGACAAGUUGAUAGAAAGUCAGCAAUUAAUCACCAAACCAGACACACUACUUUUACAUGAAAAUUUAGCACUUAACAUACUUUUUGAAAUUCUUAUCAAUCCACAAGCAAAGGAGAGCGAAUACUAUUGUAAACAACUUUCUUCGCUCAAAAUCUUUGACUCUAACAAGAGACAUUUAAGAAAGAUUAAACUCCUUCUUGAGAAAGCAAUCAAAAAGAUCGACCACAAACCAUCCAUCAAGAAUUUAGAGAAAUUCCUUGCAAUUAUAGAACAAACAGAAAAGAAUGAUGAAAAUCCAGAAGUAAUUGAUGAUGAGGCAAUAGAGGAGGAAAUCAAUAAUCAACUUGCUGAGAAGGAAGUUGAUUUAGAACUCUUCUUAGAUGAAUUGGAUGAAAAAGAAAUUCAAGAAUCAACAACACCAGAAGGUACUAAGAGGUUUGAAAGAACCAAAAAUACUAACCCUUCAGAGCUCAAGGUAAAUUUGAUCGAAAUUGGAGAAGAGAAAUCUCUAUUUUCAACACCAAAAAAGAAAAGCAACACAAGUAAUAUUGAUCCUAGCUCAUCCAUGAUGAUUGACGCAUCUCCAAUUCCAACAAUGCAAGAUCCACCAACACCAUUAAGUCCACUUAUUCCUGACAUUGAUGAAGUAGAUGUUAGAAAAUCAAAUGCUAAGAAAAAGUCAGUUUCUGGAUCUUCUUCAGCCCACCAAUACGAAAGUGAGGGUACAGAUGAUGAAGAACUUGGAUUGCUGUCAAGCUCUGAUGAUGAAGAAUCAGAAAAGCCACUAGUCAAGGAAAAGCCAAAGAAGAAGAUUUCAUUUGCCUCACCAGAAUCUUCACCUAAGAAGUCAACCACAACUACAUCAAAGGUUCCCCAAAGAAAAUCCUCUGUUAAAGAUUUGAAAGAUGAAAUAUCGAAACUUUUGGAAUUGUCGGACGAUGAUAUCAUGUAA
Molecule: messenger RNA, 3345 nt
Organism: Naegleria gruberi
Lineage: Eukaryota; Heterolobosea; Eutetramitea; Acrasida; Naegleriidae
Exons: 1
Coding region: 1-3345 (1114 amino acids)
Biological process (GO): mitotic chromosome condensation
Cellular component (GO): condensin complex; condensed chromosome
Source: RefSeq, a predicted model, not a curated record